This is a messenger RNA of Actinia tenebrosa (Australian red waratah sea anemone), 1366 nucleotides long. Its product is annotated as PHD finger protein 13. The record is from RefSeq and is a predicted model, not a curated record. Gene Ontology annotation, cellular component: nucleus. Gene Ontology annotation, biological process: mitotic chromosome condensation. NCBI's taxonomy places the organism in Eukaryota, Metazoa, Cnidaria, Anthozoa, Actiniaria, Actiniidae. Gene Ontology annotation, molecular function: chromatin binding.
AAAGCAGCUGUCAGACCGCAAAGCCAGCAUUUUUUUUGUGGUUUAUAUUUCAUGAGCAUCAUACUGAAAAUUGGUCGAGCUAUUGGGUAUGCAUUCUUCUGAAUCAAGUUCCGAGAAAAUAGAUUUGUACAGAACAAAUUCGGAUUGAAGCACUUCAUUUUGAGGAUGUCUUCUUGCUUGACGUUGGUACUGCCCAUUCGUAACGUCAGUCAUAAAGGAUGCUGCGCCAGGGAAAAUGGUUGAGGAAGAUAAGAUAAUAUUAGCUGGUCAGAAGGUGCUGGACGUCCGCACAGAGGAACGUCCAUGAAAGACGGAUCGCAGACCCGUGUCAUUAAAAUUGUGUCUGGGUUUUCAAGCAAUCAGUAAAGCAUUCUUCACGAGGAAGCAUGGAGUACUAUCCUGAGCCUAAGAAGAAGCGGACACUAGAAGAUUUUAAUACGUUUUGUAGCUUAGUACUGGCGUACGAAGCUAGACAAGAAGAACUCAAACGUAAAAACAAGAGCUCGAAUUCAGAGGACAGUGUGUCAUCGAGCACUGAUUCAGCUUAUAGCGAAAUAACUUCAUCCCCAUCCAGCAGUCAUGGAGAUCCCAGAGAGGAAAGGCUACUAGACGAUGUUGACGAAGAAUACGAUUCUGAUGAUGAAGCUUGGGAUGUAACCACAUGCUACUGCAGUAAACCUUUUGCUGGUCGUCCCAUGAUUGAAUGUUCAGAAUGCUUAACAUGGAUUCAUCUAUCUUGUGCAAAAAUUCGUCGAUCCAAUGUCCCUGAUACAUUUGUCUGUCAGAAGUGUAAAGAUGCUAAACAUACAAUUCGAAGGUCAAACAGAGUUCGAACACAUUCGAAAACUCGUGCUGCCACUGAACUAUAGCUAGUAUGUUCAUUGAUUGACAAGAUGUAAAUAAAUACAUAACAGAGAGAUCAAGGGAGCAAAGAGACAACAGAAGUGUGGAGCCCUUUUAUAGGGUGGAUGAAUAUUCCUUGUAAAUUUUCGUAUGAAUAGACAAUCAUCAGUAGUUGAUAAGUUUGUUCAUAAAACAUUUCAUAGUGUGUUGUUUGUUCACCUCAAUCUAUCAAUAACUAUGCUAACUAAAUUAUCAUACGUUAAUUCAUUUUUGAUAAUGUUCAGGUUAGUCAAGUUGUCAAAUUUCUGUGCAAGUUGAAAUGUUGCACAUUGUAAAUAAGAGAUAUUAAUCGAAAUAUAUAUUUUAUUAAAAAAGAACUGUACAUUACUUGAAACACUAACACUUCUGAUAUGAAGUAUGUGCUAAUGUUUAGUCCUAUAGAGUAGGACAAAUACUGUUCAUGUUUGUAUCAAAAUUCAAAAACAUCAAAACCGUAAGAAAUAAAAUGUUUUUACUGAACUAG